GCACAGAAGCAAGCCAUGGGAAAACCUUUUUCACCAGGAAAAUGGGGCCCCUCCAGCGCCAGCUGCGCCAGGGGGAAUAUGGAAUGUUCCAGUUUUCCCCCAUGUUUGAAAGUGACUUUAUCCAGAUCAGCAAACAAGGUGGCCCAGUUGAGAUCCACAACCAGGAGCAUAUUGUGACUCUUGGCAUUACCUCUACAAGCCCUGUCCUGCUGAUCCCAAAUGUGCUGCUCCUGGCACGGCCCAUUGCCCCAUCUGAAGAGCACACUACAAAGGCGAAAAGCAUCUUCCACCGUCACCCACCACCAAGAUAUGAGCUAACCAGGUUAUUCCCUUUGCGUUACGUCAAGAUCAGCAUCCACAAUGCAGAGAAAAAGCAGCUGCGGUUCAAGCUGGUGAGUGGCCGCACCUUCUACCUCCAGCUGUGUGAGUCAGACAAGCGAGGUGAUCUCUUUGAUGCCUGGGUCAGGAUUGUCCAAAUGCUGCGGCCGCCCUCCGAAGAAAACCUUGAUGAGCAUCCGAAGAAGAAGAAAGGGAAGAAGCCCAAAAGCCUGAAACCCAGUUCGUCAGCUCCAUCACUGCCUCUCAAAGGCAAAGUGAAGAAUGCUCUCAAGAGUUCAUCUCCUAAACAUGCAUCUUCAGGAAAGCGCAAUUGGAAUAUUCACACUGCCACCAAAAUGGCCAGUGCCCAGGAAUUUGAGACCAAGAAAACAAGUGAGCCAAUCAUAUCUUCAGACAGCUCGGGCAGCCUCCAGCCUCUAACACCAGCACUGCCUUCCAGAUCAGAGAACACACUCACAAAGGAUCCUGAACUGCCUCUAGAGGCCCAGGAGCUGGCUGAGAAGUCAGAAAAGGAGGCCGCUGAAUUGAGUCCCAACCGGAAGAGCUACGUUGGCGAGAAAAGUGGCUCCCAGACUAAGAGAAAAUCUGACAUAAAAAGCCAUCGAAGCAGCUCAGGAGAGAAAGGCAGGAAGCCGAGCAAAAUUGUCUCCCUCAUCAGAUCCUGCUCCUGGGGAGGCACAAGGAAGGACAAGCGGAGUGCCAGAGCCAGGGCCAGAGGGAGGAAACGCAGAGGGGAGUGAAACCAGGAGCUAGAACUAAGAGGAAGGACAAGCGGAGUGCCAGAGCCCGGGCCAGAGGGAGGAAAUGCAGGGGGGAGUGAAACCAGGAGCCUAUAGGCACAAAGGGCAGGAGUCUCUGCCCCACCUGAAAUUCUAAAUGCAAUAAAGAUGUUGGUUGGUUAUAGACAGUGUCUUUAUCUGACAUUUGUGCAUGCCUGAAAUGUCUCUAGUCUAGUAUGUUAUUCAUUAGCCUUCUGUAUCAUGACGAACCAUCACCCUGACAAUGUAAACUACACCCUUACUAGUAUCAGGCCCAUAUAUUGAGGUUACAACUCACACUUUGCCCUUUCCAAGGCCUCUCUGGUUGUUAGGUCAGGACAAUCUCACCCUCUGUCACCACCACACACUCCCCUUUGCAAGGCCUCUGGUUAAUGAGUCAAUUACACUCUUACCCAUGCCUGCAACAUAACUGAUUUUCCUGGCGGCUGGCUCCCCCCCCCCCCUUCUCUCAUUGCUUCAGGCCCACAGUUCAAAGACAUGCCUUCUGAUCAACUCUAAUCUGAACCAACUGCACAGUGACACACACACCCUCUAUUAAAUGGUAUUAUUAGAUUAAUGCUUAUAAGAAGAGGAAGAGCAAAAAGGGGUCCACAUGUUCUAACCAACCAAUUAUUUCUAGUAGACUUCAAGAAAACUUUUGGUGUUUUUCACAUCCUGCUCUGAAGAGGCAAAGGGUUGUGUAUCUAAGAUGUAUUCAAGAGGAGACCCACUGAAAUGAAUGGACCUAAGCAGUGCGAUUUUUCUAGAAAAUAUGGUGCUGGAACUCACCGUGA
This is a messenger RNA of Podarcis muralis (Common wall lizard), 1891 nucleotides long. The record is from RefSeq and is a predicted model, not a curated record. NCBI's taxonomy places the organism in Eukaryota, Metazoa, Chordata, Lepidosauria, Squamata, Lacertidae.